UCCGAAAACAUAUAUUCCAAGUUGACAGUUUUUUGCUUCGGAAGUGUGAAUGUCGACUGCUCCGAUUGUUUAUCAAAAACACCCUAUUUUACAUCGCUUUCAGAAAGGAAUUAUUGCAAUCUAAUUUUCCGAAUCCGAUAUUGGAAUUAUUAUAAAAAAAUAAAAUAAAAGAGAUGUCUGAAAAAAUUGGGGAAAAAGUUAUUUUCACCUCAGCAGAAAAAUUUAAAAAUGAAGCAAACGUGUUUUUCAAGAAUAAGGAAUAUGACCGAGCAAUUGAAAUGUACACCAAAGCAAUUGAAUUGGAUCCAAAGAAUGCAGUCUACUAUGCUAACAGAAGUUUAGCACAUCUUCGACUGGAAAUGUUCGGAUCAUCUUUGGAAGAUGGAAUUUUAGCUGUUAAAAAUGACCCAACUUAUUUAAAGGGUUAUUAUCGUCGUGCAGCGGCUCAAAUGAGUUUAGGCAAAUUCAAAAAAGCCCUGAUGGACUUUGAAUUUGUUGCAAAGAGGAGACCUAACGACAGAGAUGCGGCCAUGAAGUACUCUGAGUGUAAUAAACUAGUGCGAAAAGCUGCUUUUGAGAAGGCCAUUUCAAGCGACAUCCCUGAAAAAACACUAGCCGAACUACAUAGCGACUUGGAUUCGAUUGAAAUUGAAGAUGAUUACGAUGGACCAAAGCUAGAAAAUGGGAAAGUUACCCUUGAAUUCAUGGAGAAUCUCAUGGAGUAUUAUAAAGACCAGAAGAAACUGCAUAGAAAAUACGCGUAUAAGAUUUUGUGCGAAAUAGAUGUCUAUCUCCGCAGCCAACCAUCUUUAGUCGACAUUACAGUUCCAGAUGAAUCAAAAUUCACUAUUUGUGGUGAUAUACAUGGGCAAUUCUUUGAUCUUAUGAAUAUCUUCAAGUUGAAUGGACUACCCAGUGAACACAAUCCGUACUUAUUCAAUGGUGACUUUGUUGACCGUGGUUCAUUUUCAGUCGAAUGCAUUUUUACUUUGUUCGGUUUCAAGUUGUUAUACCCAAACCACUUCUUUCUAUCACGUGGAAACCACGAAAGCUACAACAUGAACCAAAUGUACGGCUUUAGUGGCGAGGUAGUUGCAAAAUACACCAAUACAAUGUCAACGAUGUUCACCCAAGUUUACAAUUUUCUGCCACUGUGCCAUUGCAUAAAUAAACGUGUACUGGUGAUGCAUGGGGGACUAUUUGCACAAGAUAAUGUUACUCUGGAUGAUUUGCGCAAUAUUGAGCGAAAUCGUCAGCCACCUGAAGAAGGUUUAAUGUGUGAUUUACUCUGGAGUGAUCCUCAACCCGGACAGGGACGCGGAUUUUCCAAACGUGGAGUAGGUAUACAGUUUGGACCGGACAUCACCGAAAAAUUUUGUACCCAAAAUGGUUUAGAUUACAUUGUUCGCAGUCAUGAAGUGAAGGCAAUGGGCUAUGAGGUUGCGCACGGUGGAAAAUGUAUAACGGUUUUCAGUGCUCCGAACUAUUGCGAUACGAUGGAUAAUUUAGGGGCAUUCAUCACGCUGAAUGGAAAAGACAUAGACAAACCCAAUUUCACCACGUACCAGGCGGUGCCCCAUCCAAAUGUGAAACCAAUGGCAUAUGCAAGCAGUCUCAUGAGUUUGAUAGGAUAGGAUACUGUUCUCUUUAAAGGUUCAAACUGUAAUAAAUAAGCAAUCAAUAUUGUGAAAUCCAGGAAAAAACCAACAAAUAAAUUUUUAAUAUUAAA
This is a messenger RNA of Sitodiplosis mosellana (orange wheat blossom midge), 1729 nucleotides long. RefSeq names its product serine/threonine-protein phosphatase 5 (gene PpD3). The record is from RefSeq and is a predicted model, not a curated record. Bases 174 to 1634 code for a protein of 486 amino acids. NCBI's taxonomy places the organism in Eukaryota, Metazoa, Arthropoda, Insecta, Diptera, Cecidomyiidae. Gene Ontology annotation, cellular component: nucleus; cytosol. The transcript has 10 exons. Gene Ontology annotation, molecular function: protein binding; protein serine/threonine phosphatase activity.